Calidris pugnax (ruff) is the source of this 469-nucleotide messenger RNA. Its product is annotated as zinc transporter SLC39A7-like. The record is from RefSeq and is a predicted model, not a curated record. The coding region runs from base 11 to 469 and encodes 152 amino acids. Gene Ontology annotation, cellular component: membrane. Gene Ontology annotation, biological process: zinc ion transmembrane transport; intracellular zinc ion homeostasis. NCBI's taxonomy places the organism in Eukaryota, Metazoa, Chordata, Aves, Charadriiformes, Scolopacidae. Gene Ontology annotation, molecular function: zinc ion transmembrane transporter activity. The transcript is spliced from 3 exons.
GACGGUGGGGAUGUGGGUGCUGGCCGGCAUCGUGGCCUUCCUGGUGGUGGAGACCUUCGUGCGACACGCCAAGGGUGGCCACGGCCACGGUCACGGCCACAGCCACGGGGUGAAGGCCAAGAGCAGCUCCAGCGAAGGUGAGGAGGAGCCGGGGGCGGGGGGACGGAAGGAGAAGGCGGCCACCAAGGGCCACCGCGGCAAGAGCCGGCCGGCGGGGAAGGCCACCGAGGAGUCGGCCAUGGAGGUGUCGGGGUACUUGAACCUGGCGGCCGACAUGGCCCACAACUUCACGGACGGCCUGGCCAUCGGGGCCUCCUUCCUGGCGGGGACGGGGCUGGGGACGGUGACGGCGGUGACGGUGCUGCUGCACGAGCUGCCACACGAGGUGGGGGACUUCGCCAUCCUCGUCCAGUCCGGCUGCAGCAAGCGCAAGGUGAGGGGGGGGCAAUGUCCCCAGUGUCCCCAGUAA